AUAUCUAAUGAGAAACGUCAAUCUCAUGUGAGCAUGUGGUAAACAGUAGGAAUCGUCAGAAUUUAAUGUUAUUUUAUUUGUUUCACAUAUUUUUGUAAAUUAAAUGAAACUAUGUAGCGAAGAGGAUCUAAGCAAUAAAUUAAAAUGCAGAAAAGUCCACUAGAAUGUUGGGUUGAGAACUUACCUCCACAUCAAGCAAAUCCCAAAAGAAAUCCCUCAAUAAAUAAAAACAAAUCUCUGUCCAGGGAUUAUUCCUUUCAGAGUGACGACGGAACUAGUGUGUGCUCCAGUGUGGAAUCGUUUCUAGAACUAAGACGGCCUGAUCCUGAAGAAGUGCUCAUGGAACUUGGGUUUGGGCCUAGUAAGAAAUCUGAGAAGAUUAACAGAAUACCUGCCCGGUUCUUACAACCUUCAAAACUUUUACCACAUAUAGAUGUGAACAAAUUUUUAGAAGAUAAUGGUAAAAAAAAUCCUGAAUCAAAUGAUAUGGAGGACCUUCGAGCUACAUUCGCUGCAACAGUAGAGUGCUCAUCAAUGCAAUUGCGGCAUACGUUUGCCUGCUCGCAGAAAUUGAAGCAAUUAUCGCCCACAUUCUUGCCCAGCAACACCUUCGCGGACCAGACCUAGAUCCAAUUAACUUUUUUAACUUAAGACUAUCAAUAUUUUUGAUCAAUUUUUUUAUUCAAUACAAUUUAGCUGCAUUUUACUCCACAAAUAAUAUUUAUUAACUAUUUUUAGUCGUACUUGCCGUACAUAUGUAGCUGAUAAUUUUAAAACAUUCCUAUGAAUAAUGUAGUGUAGGAGAGACAAAGAACUUAUUAUUCUUUUAUAUAUGUUAUUUUAUAUACAUUUUAUAUUUAAAGUGCCAGAUAGUUUUUACCUUAAUUAAGUUUAUUUUUAUAUAGGAAAACUAUAUAAGUAAUACCUUAUAAUUUUUAAAUGUUCCAUGAAGCUUGCUUAAAACUAUUUAUAUAUAUUUUUUACAAAUCGUUAGAAUUAUUUAUUUCCAUAAUUUAAAUUGCACAUUAUUUACAAAAUUGAUAUAAAAAAUCUGAUACCUCUGGUAAGGUAUUUUAUUUUAUAUUUAUGAGUCACUAAAGUCGACGGAUUGAAAAAGAACAAGGCUAGUUUGAAUAUUCUUUCAAAUAGCCACUCAAAAUAAUUUUAGUUUAAAUGAUGAAUAAAGUAAUGUGUUUUGAAAUAGUUUUCACAAUAUUACCACAGAAGAGAGAACAAUACAGAAAAGAAACAUAGGGCUAGUUCCACCACAAAGAUACUCUGAGAAAACGUAACUAUUUACCGUAUACCUAGCUCUGUGGU
Molecule: messenger RNA, 1320 nt
Organism: Psylliodes chrysocephalus
Lineage: Eukaryota; Metazoa; Arthropoda; Insecta; Coleoptera; Chrysomelidae
Source: the annotation of a GenBank genome assembly